AUGUUAUCAUAAAAAUCAAAUAGAAGAUUUGUGCCAAAUCAGCUAUCCGACAAUUAUUAGAUCAUUGAUAGAAGAAUGGAUGUCGAAUCUUCUCAUUCUAAUCAUCAAACAAAAAGUAAAUAAAUUUUCAAUACUUAUAGUAAAGUAGUCACAUAAUUUUCAGAAGUUUGACACACUAUGUUCGAUAGAAAAUUUGAAAUUUAUUUAGAUUUGCAAUAAAGAAGGUCUGGUAUAAGAGGAUAAUCUCUUGUCGCCUUAAAGAAAGUCCUAUUUAAAUACAAGAACACCCUAUCACAGAGUUUUAAGGAUGAAGCAAUAAUGCAACAGACUGCAUAAAAGUAAAAGUUAAAUAGAGGCUGCAAAUGUCAUUUAAGACAUUAUCCGAAUCAGAAGAAGAAGUGAAUACGAGAGAGCUAGUGAUAAAUUAGUAAAUAUUUUAAAUAUGAAUUAUAGGUCAGACUCUCAACACUGUAUCCAACUACAUUUGUUGCUUAACAUCUUUAAUAAAAAGCCUUAAGAAAGAAUGAAAUGAGAAAGAAAUCUAUCUUCAAAAGAAUGUCAAGUAUUUUAAUUAAACAUUCAAACAAUAUCAAAACCUAAAGUAGUUUAGGAGCAUCAUAAUUACAAAAGUUGGAUGAAUCUCCUAUAAAACUGGAAGAGAAAUCUCCAACCAUUAUUAUUCGGUAAUUUGAGUUACAACUUGGUUAAAUGAGAGAGUCUCAAGAACUAUUGUGUAACAUGUAGAAUUCAGAGAAAUAUAUUUAAUUUCAAGAAGAAUUGAAAAGAUAUUCUUAAUCUCUUAAUAAUUCUCCGGUUGCAAAACGAACUUUAAAGAAACAAUAAACAGAAUAAAAUUCAGAUUAACCAAAGGUUGUCUUGAAUUUGAGCAAAAAAUAAAGAAAGACAUUUACCUCGAUUCAAAAUUAUGUUAAUGAACGUUAAUAAAGUAUUCAGGCGAAUUAAAUAUCAAAAAUGAUGGACUAGGUUUAAUUGUAAUAUCAUUAACUUUAAAGUCUCACAGAAACUGAUAGUUCAUCUCCAAUCAAAUUAAAAACUGCAUUUACUACAAGAAAUAUAAAUCAUAUUAAAUCAUUGUCUAAUCUUCCAGAUAUAAGAGAGACUGCAACAUAAAGAUCAAUAACUAAUCGAAAUCAAAAAUUAGUGGAGAAAGUCAAAAAUAUUUACAUUUUUAGUCCAUAAAAAAAAAAAGUUUAGUUUGAAAAAAUAAAAUUGUGA
This is a messenger RNA of Paramecium pentaurelia, 1236 nucleotides long. NCBI's taxonomy places the organism in Eukaryota, Ciliophora, Oligohymenophorea, Peniculida, Parameciidae. The record is from the annotation of a GenBank genome assembly.